AUGAAUCUUUGCAACUUGUUAUUUGCUAUAGCUUUGAGUACUUUAUUACCAUCGGUACUGUCUCAAAGAUUGUCCAUUACUUCUCCUGGGCCCAAUGCGGUUGUGAAAGCAGGCGCUACCACGGAUGUAGUACUUCACUUUGAAUCCACCACUUCCUCAGUAAAACAAGUGGCAUGUACUCUUGGCUUUCGACCCGUUGGUGCCGGCAACGCCCUUUAUGCUGCCACCUUAGUAUUCGAUGAAUCUGGACCAAAAUUCGAAGGAAGCACCUAUACUUGGAAAGUGGCUUUACCGAAUGCCGACAAAUUCGGACAGGGAAUCGGUCAACGUUACAAUUUGACACUUUCUCAAUUCUACUUGCUCGGUGCUACGAACACCCCAAUGGUUUCCGAGUUUGCUAAUGUUGUUACUGUUCAAUAA
Molecule: messenger RNA, 420 nt
Organism: Melampsora larici-populina 98AG31
Lineage: Eukaryota; Fungi; Basidiomycota; Pucciniomycetes; Pucciniales; Melampsoraceae
Exons: 4
Coding region: 1-420 (139 amino acids)
Source: RefSeq, a predicted model, not a curated record